Astrephomene gubernaculifera is the source of this 728-nucleotide messenger RNA. The record is from the annotation of a GenBank genome assembly. Lineage: Eukaryota; Viridiplantae; Chlorophyta; Chlorophyceae; Chlamydomonadales; Astrephomenaceae.
CAUGUCCUUAAUGGCAAAUGCUGGCGCAAUGCAGAAAGAUCCAGGUGCUUAUAACACUGUUGGCUUGUUCCGUAUCCUCUUUCUAGCUCGCAAUAAACAUUGCGACUGCUGAAAGUGCCUUGCACGAAUGAUUAUAGGGAGACAGCGAUGUCUAUCUUAUUCAAAGCCGUUGGAGUAAGGUCCUGCUUUGGGUUCAAAGACUUGCACAAUUAUUCCAGCCGAAAGUUUACAAAAGCCUUGCACAAUGAGGCUGAUGCCUCCAAGAAGUGACACAAACCGAUAUUCAGUGCAGCGGACAGCCUCUAAGGACUGGCGAGCACGACAGGACGACUAUGAUGAACACGACUAUAGCGCGGGAGAGGAAGAUGCAAGGGCCCCAGCCCCCACUGCCGCCUUCAUGUCGGAGCAGCUGCUUCGUGACAAUGUGUCGUACGCCCUGCAGGCCCGACUGGCUUUCUCGCCGUACUUUGAAGAAUGCAGCAGCACCAGCGGUAGCGCCCCUGGAUCCAUGCCGGUUCCGGAGCCGUCCUCAGCCGAGGGCGGCUCUUGCUCUUCCUCCUCAACCCCCUCCUUGUCGGCUGCUCGUGUCGUACUUGAGCGUGUCGUACUGCAGCGGUUGCGGGAGCUACAGCUGCUCGCGGAGUGGCCGCUGCUGCUGCCGCCGCUACAGCCGCAGCAGCAGCAGGAGAGGCCGGGAGCAGGAGGCGCGGGGUCUGGGGCGGUGACGG